This is a messenger RNA of Botrytis fragariae, 1758 nucleotides long. Its product is annotated as putative sporulation protein rmd8 protein. The coding region runs from base 1 to 1758 and encodes 585 amino acids. The record is from RefSeq and is a predicted model, not a curated record. NCBI's taxonomy places the organism in Eukaryota, Fungi, Ascomycota, Leotiomycetes, Helotiales, Sclerotiniaceae. The transcript is spliced from 5 exons.
AUGGCAAGUCCGGCUGGAAAACGCGGACCAUCAGUCUUGGUUACUGAUUCUCGGGAACGACAACGCCCUUCCACAGCACGAAAUAAUUCUCAACGACCAAAUGCCAACGGCUCGAAUGCGCCUAGACCAACAAGAUUCAUAUCAGUAGAUAAUGUCUUACAAUAUGCCUCUCAAAUCCCAUCAGGUCAAGCUCGAGGGCCACCAGCCGGACGAAAACCUCAGGCUCUAGAUCAACGUCGCGCAAAUGGUCCCAUAUCUGCUCGGAUUGCACAACAGAAUGUUCCAGGUCGGAGUACAAAAAUUAGUGAGAAAUUGGUAUUGAUUCCAGAUACGGUGGAUGAAAAGGAUGAUUCAGAAACGGAAGAAAUUCUUGGGGCCGGAAACCAACAGCGACUCGAUGGUGGUGGAGGACCUCCGACAGAUGCUGAAAGGGAUAUACUAAAAAGAGAGGCGAGUUAUGCGGAACGUUUACCCAAAGCAAGGAGAGCAAACGAAUUGGCUAGAGUCACAGCGUAUUGCACGGCACAAGCAUAUAAAACAAAGGCCACGGCUGCAUUCGUCAAGGAACGACACGGAGCCAAGACAAAGUUAUACGAUGACUGUCUCUAUACAGUUUACCAUUUACCUUUAUUACCAGGUACCGAAGGAUUCAGAGUACGAAGUAGUCCGGUUUUGAAAAGUCCAGGUGGAAAAGCGGUACUAGAUGAAGAGAUAGAAAGGAGUGAGAAUCGAGAUUAUCAUGAGGGAUAUUUCGAGGAUACGGAUACCUACGGUGUAAGGGGAGGAGAAGAUAGUCCACGAAAUGAAACUGACGAAGAAAGAAUCAUAAGGGAAGAAGGAGCCCGAAGAGGUAGAGAGGAAACCCAUAUCUUUGAACAAGGCAAAAGAGCCGACAGUCCAAAUCGAGUUGCGCCGGAUGCGAAAACUUUUGCAGAAAUGUUUGUCUUCUCGUAUGGAGUGGUGGUGUUUUGGAAUUUUACCGAGCAUCAGGAAAAGGAUAUUCUCGCAGACUUGACAUUUGCUGCGCACAACACAGAUGUAUCACUUGUUGUUCGACCUCAAGAGGAAGAAGAUCUCGAAACAGAGGAGCUCCAUUUUGAGUACAAUUCUUUCGUUGACAGACCACGAAUCUUUAAUGAUAUGAUAACCUUAAGGAGUGGUGAUCAUAUGAUCAAGCUGGCAAUGAGUCAUGCUAUUGCUCAAAGUACGAAACUGAGUUUCUUUGAGGAGCGAAUGUCGCAGACUAUGCUAAGCGCAGAACAUAUUCCUAAGCACUUGGCCUUGACGGGCCAACUUGGUAUGUCUCGCACGGAGAUUCUUAAGAUUCUUGGACGUCUCUUCAAAAGUAGGGUAGAUGUCAAUCUUUCAUCAAAUAUCCUCGACGUACCCAGUUUCUUUUGGGAUUCCGAACCCACUUUACAUCCACUUUACGAAGCCAUUCGAGAGUAUCUCGAAAUCGGUCCUCGUAUCACGACACUGAACGAGCGUUGUCGAGUUUUCUUGGACUUAGCGGAAGUUCUCAGUGACAGUAUCGCAGAUACAAAAAUGAGCACAAUCACGUGGAUUGUCAUUAUCCUAAUCAUCAUUAGUAUAGCAGUAACGGUCACAGAAGUAGGUUUAAGAUUUAUUAUAUUGGAAAAAGCGGGUUCAAAUGGGGAAAUCCUGCAGCGGGAAUGGCUCUUAUGGAUAGAAAUUGGUCGAGAUUUGAUUUUACUGGAAGCUAUUUGUGGAGUAGGACACACGAUUACGGAGCUUUGA